CGAAUUGCCGCACUCAAAGCCUCACUCUCUCCAAUCCGACUGCUCACUCCGUACGACUUCACGAAGUCCAAGACCUCCGUAUCGUACACCAAACACCAGAACCGAAAGCGCAUAGACUCGAAAAGAUGGGCAAAGCGGAAGCUGGAAGUUCGAAAUGGGUCGCGAACAAGAUGAAGUCCAAGGGACUUCAAAGGCUGCGCUGGUGGUGUGAAAUCUGCCAAAAGCAGUGUCGCGACGCCAAUGGCUUCAAGUGCCACGUCCAGUCCGAGUCGCACGUUCGCCAAAUGCAGGUCGUUGGCGAGGACCCACGCAAAUUCAUCAACCAGUUUAGCAACGACUUCCAGCGCGACUUUGUCGCCCUGCUACGCACAGCGCACAAUGAGAAAUGGAUUUCCUCGAACAAGUUCUACAACGAAUAUAUUCGCGACAAGGAACACGUACACAUGAACGCGACGAAAUGGCCUAGUUUGGGCGAGUUCGUCAAGCACUUGGGUCGUGAGGGCAUAUGCCACGUCAAGGAGGACGAGAAGGAUGGCUUGAUGAUCGCCUGGCGCGAUACCAGCAUCGCGGCAGUCAAGCGCAAGGAGGAGAUCGCUGCGCAAGAAGCCGCGGAGGCGCGGAGCGGCGCCGGCGAGGAUAAGAUGCUGAAGAGAAUGGCGAAGCGCGCUGCGGAGGAGGCAGAAGCCAAGAAGGCCAUCGAGGCGAAGAGGGCUGCAGCCGCUGCUGCAGCACAGCCGAAGCAGAACCCAACACCGCCCGCUGAGGGUGACUCGCCGGUAGCGGAGAAGGCUGACUCACCGGUCGAAGGAGAGAAGAAGGAAGGCGAGGAGGCAGUGCCAGCACCGGCUGCGGCACCGGUGAAGCUGAGCUUCGGUAUGAAGGCGAAAGCUCUUCCCCCGAACAAGGCCGGGCUCGGUCAGAUGAAAAGCCAGAGUAUCUUCAAGCGCAAGAAGGACGAUGGCGCGGAGCAGAAGCCGGUCAAGAAAGUCAAGCUAUAAAUGGUCGACUUUUGCAAACAUCACACUUGAUUAUGCAUAGCGUGGCGUAUGGGAACUGCGGGUUUAUAGGGAGGUACAAGAUUGGCGUUGCGUUGCGCAUGUAUUCUAUUCUGAAGCACAAACGGACGUCUGAUGGGACGUGGUUGGUUAGCUGAUCAAUUUCAGACUUGCCUUGAGCGAAAAGCAGUCAUGUUUGCCCAUCAAACGAUGAUACCACUCUGAUUAGAUCGC
Messenger RNA from Boeremia exigua, 1229 nucleotides. Its product is annotated as domain of Kin17 curved DNA-binding protein-domain-containing protein. NCBI's taxonomy places the organism in Eukaryota, Fungi, Ascomycota, Dothideomycetes, Pleosporales, Didymellaceae. Gene Ontology annotation, cellular component: nucleus. Gene Ontology annotation, molecular function: double-stranded DNA binding. Bases 126 to 998 code for a protein of 290 amino acids. The transcript has a single exon. Gene Ontology annotation, biological process: DNA replication; DNA damage response. The record is from RefSeq and is a predicted model, not a curated record.